AUGACGACUGACAAAAGUAUUACUCACCCCAUUACGUGGAAACAAGUUAACGACUAUGUUUCAAAAAACGAGCUUUAUAAUUUAAGGAGAUCCCCAGAACAAACUUUGAAAUAUCAUAAACAUAGGGAUUCACUGAAAGGAAUUAAUGUAACCGAGUUUAUAUUACAAAAGCUGCAUUGGAAUCUGGAUGAAUUAGAGAACUUGAACUCAAUCAAAUUCAAGACCGACGAUGAAAAGACCAAAGCUUGUUUCUCUAAUAGUUCAUUGUACCAAGUUACCUUGAAUGAUUUCCCAUAUUUUUUCGAACCGAAUGUUGUUCAUUUAUUAGUUUGGUCUAAGAUUAGAAUACCAAUGUAUAAAAAUGAUGAAACAGAGAAACAUGAAGAAGUUGAUCAUAUUCCAGAAGUAAAUGGGACUAUGAAAAAUAACGUUGAGACAUUUUUAGAAGGUAUACUCACUGAUAAAUACCAUAUUAGUAAAGAUAACUAUUGUUGGUUUAUGAACUAUACUAAAUUACAAAGUAUUAGAAGCAUAUCUCAUUUACAUGUUCUAAUUAGAUUGGAGGAUAUUAAAGAUGAGCAUGAUAAGAACGUCUUUGUGGAAAAUUUAAUGAACAAUUUCAAAUAA
Naumovozyma dairenensis CBS 421 is the source of this 627-nucleotide messenger RNA. Its product is annotated as GIG1 family protein. NCBI's taxonomy places the organism in Eukaryota, Fungi, Ascomycota, Saccharomycetes, Saccharomycetales, Saccharomycetaceae. The record is from RefSeq and is a predicted model, not a curated record. The transcript has a single exon. Gene Ontology annotation, biological process: N-acetylglucosamine metabolic process. The coding region runs from base 1 to 627 and encodes 208 amino acids. Gene Ontology annotation, cellular component: cytoplasm.